AUGCCUUCUGCGUACAGCAACAACGAACUAUCAGCAAAUGGGGGACAUUCGGUUCGCAGCAACGGGGCGGCGAUGGAGUUUUGGGCGGUUCUCGAGAGGGCAGCGGGAGACAAACGGAUGUGGAUACAGGUUCUUUGUCGACUUGAUUUCAGGGUCGCAAUACCGCGACAUUCUCAUUCUCCAGCAACACUUUCUGUCAGACGGUCUCUGGACCCGUCAUUCUUCCCGUAUCUGGGAGACUGCCAUCGUAUCUGGAAGACCGCCAUGCAUACUAGUGUUCUCGAUGUCCUCCCUGCCAUAAAUGGCACAUCCACCCAUGAUUUAUCUCCGCAACCGCACAAAGAAGAUGCGUUGCUCGUUGUGAAGCAGCCCGCCGGCCUUCGACCGCGAAAUUCCGCGCUUCGGCUAAGCGUCGUCGCUGGUCAGUCGACACAGACGUCCCCUUGCCCUCUAUCUGGUCAAGGGAAUCGCGAUGACCGACCGGAAUACGACUACCCAUCUCAUCUCUGCGCGACAAGCACGGUGGAAGCCACAUGA
Mycena indigotica is the source of this 537-nucleotide messenger RNA. RefSeq lists its product as uncharacterized. The record is from RefSeq and is a predicted model, not a curated record. Lineage: Eukaryota; Fungi; Basidiomycota; Agaricomycetes; Agaricales; Mycenaceae. Bases 1 to 537 code for a protein of 178 amino acids. The transcript has 4 exons.